Molecule: messenger RNA, 2030 nt
Organism: Erythranthe guttata (spotted monkey flower)
Lineage: Eukaryota; Viridiplantae; Streptophyta; Magnoliopsida; Lamiales; Phrymaceae
Source: RefSeq, a predicted model, not a curated record
UGAAACUACACAUCUGAUAAUAAGUAUAACAAUCAUGUCGAUUUUGGUGUCACUUGAAACAGAGUGAUGGGUAAGUGUCAUUGAUUUUUGCAAGGUUAUAUACUUGUUUUAUUUGAUUAUCUCAAAAAAAAAUUACUCGUUGUGACUUGUGGGUCUCAUAAAACUUGUUGUACUCCAAUAAUAUAGAUAUGUAUAAAUAAAUUUACACGUUAGUGGUAAAAAUAAGAUUUUAAUCGAGACAACCGCCUCCUAAGAAGACAAAGGAGUCCAAGAAGGCGGUAUUGACUAGCCUCGGUCGAGUUUUGCGCAGACAGGAGCCGCUUCAGCAGAGUAGCCAUAUAAAUUUGCAUAUUGACGACACAAGUGUUACCCUGUUGAGUUUCGUGGGGUGGCAGGAUAUGUUUAAAACAAGCAAGUAUAUCUUUUUAAGUGUGAGACCCCCAUAUUCAACUAAUUCUUUGGCGCAGGAUUUCGUUGCAAUAUCCAUACAAUCCCUGGCUGAUGGAAGAGUUUCUUCUGCAUUUCAUUUCCUGGCAAUGACAAGCAUCCUCUUCUAAUUUCCUAGAAGAGCCCUCUGAUCAUCCAUGACACCACCAUCACACAUUUCCCGCGUCACUAAUUGACUUCAUUCCUCACGACUUUUGCCCAUCCUUCAUUUUUCCACGUUACACGCAGACCUCAAAGCUAAGGCAGCUGAAUAAUUUGGCGAAGGCACUCACUUUACAUUGUUAUAUCAUGUGACAUCCACCUUUGGAUAGUUGUCCAUUGACAUUGCUGAGUUCACUGGCCAAGUUCUGUUACUGAUUCUACUGGUUUCGCUUUUGUUUACAUGGAGGACGAAAGAGAUGCGGAUGAUGCAAUUCGUGCGCUUGACCGUAUUGAAUUUGGUAGAAAGGGCCGCAGACUCCGUGUUGAGUGGACUAAGCAAGAACGAAGUACCCGGCGACCAGAGAGCUCUAAGAAAUCUUCAUCUACCUCCAGACCCUCAAAGACACUGUUUGUCAUAAACUUUGAUCCAUAUCAUACUAGAACAAAAGAUUUAGAGAGACAUUUUGAUUCUUACGGAAAAAUACUUAAUGUAAGGAUCCGAAGAAAUUUUGCCUUUAUACAGUUUGAAUCACAGGAAGAAGCAACAAAAGCUCUGGACGCUACUAACUUGAGCAAAUUGUUGGAUCGUGUCAUCACUGUUGAGUAUGCAAUCAAGGAUGAUGAUGAAAGGCAAAACGGACAUAGCCCUGACCGAAUUCGUGACAGAUCACCUAAAAGAGGAGGAUACGACAGGGUGAGGUCCCCGAGCCCGUACAGGAGAGAGAGGGAAAGUCCUGAUUAUGGACACGGGCGGGCCCGCAGCCCGUAUCGUAGAGAGCGGGCCAGUCCUGUCUAUGCUCGAAGGUCAAGCCGGAGUCCUGUUAGGAAAGAAAGGGAUCUUGAACGUGGCCGUGUCAGAACUCCAAGUCCAAGGAAGGAGAGAGACAGAGAGUCUGAUUACAAAAACCAUAAACGAAGCCCAAGUCCUCCGCCAAGGGAGAGGUCCAAUGGUGAUGUGGGCCGUGGGCCCAGCCCGGUUAAGAGGGUUAGUCCAGAUCCUGUUCGUGACCCAAGUCCAAGCUCUCAAAGGGAGCCUGGGGAGAGGGACCCUAGCCCUGAUGAUUAUGCCCGUGAUAGAAGCCCUGUUUACAGUGAUGCUGAGAGCCCUCCUCGUGAUCGAUUUGGGAGUCAAUCACCAGCGGCACAGGAAAGGUCCCGAUCGUGAUAUGAACAUUUGAUGUUUGAUGGAAAACGAAAUGCGACAGAGUCUUUACCAAGAUAUAAUCAUUAGCAUAUGUUUAGACGCAGAUUGGUUUUUAAUUCUUGCUAGUUUUUCUUUUAUGUGGACUUUGUGCACUCAAUGUAGUAUGUGGGCACGAUCUUUUCUUCAGAACUUCUGUAGUUUCUGCUAAGACAUGUGGUUUAUGAAUCUCUAUUAGUGCUUGUUGACUAGAACUCGGUACCAAGUUGAAUACUUCAUUAGGAAAAAAGCAGCUAAAUUA